This is a messenger RNA of Zootoca vivipara (common lizard), 3638 nucleotides long. RefSeq names its product endothelin receptor type B. Gene Ontology annotation, biological process: developmental pigmentation; enteric nervous system development; vasoconstriction. The record is from RefSeq and is a predicted model, not a curated record. Lineage: Eukaryota; Metazoa; Chordata; Lepidosauria; Squamata; Lacertidae. Gene Ontology annotation, cellular component: plasma membrane. Gene Ontology annotation, molecular function: endothelin receptor activity.
GGACAAGCCCUAGGUCCUCUAUAAUUACAGCCCAUUCCUUUUUUGAAACUUUUCAUCAAACUCUUAUGAGGGUAUACAUCACAGCUGAUCAGCAUCUCCAUUGCAUCAGUUUUGGGAAGUGGUUGGAUCCAAACUCCUCUGAUUUCCAAAACCACACAGCUCACUUUGUUGGAUAUCUCUCCAUGGUGAAAGGGAUCCUUGGUGUGAAUGCAACCAACACAGAGGGCUUCCUCCUUCAAAAGGACUGGGAAGGCAAGAUCAGGAAAGAUCUUUAGCUCUGGGUCCCACCAAGAGACUCAAAACUUUGGCUGAGCUUUAAGCUUUCCAUCGCUAUGGGCAACUUUUCUACUUUACUUGUUCUGGCCUCUUGCCUGGCCUGCCUCAUCCUGAGAGUCUCCAGCCAGACAGCCGUGAGCUUCAGGAAUACCCCCAUCCCCUUUGAGGUUCUGGAUCAAGACAAAGCUUACAGUCUCAUUCAGCCUGGAAUAUUUACAAAUUCCAGAGCCACUGUCAACUUUUCAGGCAACCUUAUUGGAGAUGGCAUCACAGAGAGCCCACAGCUGUCAGUCAUGUGUGCCAAGCCAACAGAAAUCCGACAGGCCUUCAAGUACAUUAACACGUUUGUGUCUUGCACUAUCUUCAUUGUGGGCAUCAUUGGGAACUCCACCCUCCUGAGGAUCAUCUACAAGAACAAAUGCAUGAGGAAUGGGCCUAACGUCCUCAUUGCCAGCCUGGCUCUUGGGGAUCUUCUCUACAUUCUCAUUGCCUUGCCCAUCAAUGUAUAUAAGCUGCUUGCAGAAGACUGGCCUUUUGGUGUGCAGGUGUGCAAAUUGGUGCCAUUCAUACAGAAGGCCUCUGUUGGCAUCACAGUCCUCAGCCUCUGUGCUCUCAGCAUAGACAGGUAUAGAGCUGUGGCCUCUUGGAGCCGGAUCCAAGGGAUUGGCAUCCCCAUGUGGAAGGCUGUUGAGGUGACCCUAAUCUGGGCGGUGGCGAUCAUCCUAGCUGUCCCUGAAGCCAUUGCUUUUGACUUGGUGGAACUGAAUUACCGUGAACAGACGCACUGGGUCUGCAUGCUGGCUGCUGAACAGAAAUCCAGCUUCAUGACGUUCUACAAGGAUGUGAAAGAUUGGUGGCUUUUUGGCUUCUACUUCUGCCUGCCUCUGGCCUGCACUGGCGUCUUCUAUUCCCUCAUGUCAUGUGAGAUGCUGAGCAAGAGGAAUGGCAUGAGGAUAGCACUCAACGACCACAUGAAACGGCGCCGGGAAGUGGCCAAGACAGUGUUCUGCCUUGUGGUGAUAUUCGCCCUCUGCUGGCUACCUCUCCAUCUCAGCAGGAUCCUUAAGAAGACCAUUUAUAGUCAACAAGAUGCUGAUAGGUGUGAACUGCUUAGCUUCCUUUUGGUCAUGGAUUACUUUGGCAUCAAUAUGGCUUCACUCAACUCCUGCAUCAACCCCGUGGCUCUCUAUUUUGUCAGCCGGAAGUUUAAGAAUUGCUUUCAGUCAUGCCUUUGUUGCUGGUGCCAGAGACCAGCUCUUGGCAUUGCACCAACAGAUGACAAGGGCUCUGUUGGGAAGUGGAAAGCCAACGGGCAAGAAUUGGGCCUCGACCGGAGCAGCUCCCACUUGAAGUACAGCUCUUCGUAGACGAGGGAAUCAAGAAGAGGAGGGUCCACCAGGACUAUAAAGAUGGCUAGCCUGAUUUUCCUUGUGGUUCCUCUUCAACUUCUCUGCUUUAUUCUGGAAGGAACUGGCAAUUUCAUCGCCCAGCCCUUUGAAAAGGUCUUGCUCACCUGAUGUUCCUUAGCCCCUUAUUACUUCCUUAACCCCACCACAUUAAUGAAUUGUUCUCUCUUUCUAAACAGCAGUAUCCCUCAUAAAAAUAAAUGGCAGGUUGGAGCAGACCAAAGGCGCUUAUAGUCUAGAGGUGGGGAAAUUUGGGCCUCUCUGGCUGAUUGCUGAUGCUCUCCCAUGUUACACACCCCAACAGCCUUGCUUUGCACCCUCCUUGGCAGCUUUUGCCUGCUGAGAAUGAACUGUGAUUGCGCUCCUUACCUGCCUGGAUGGAGAGAGAGGUGAGUAGGGGUGGUGUGUGAAACCUUUUAAACAUGUGUAGCUGGAAAGUAGCCUACUGUACAAAGUUAAGAGUCAAAUUCAUUGUUCUGCCCAUUUUUGCUGCCCAUUUGCAUGUGGCCCCUGUUAGGCUGCCUACUGGUGAAUGUGGCCCUUGAGCUGAAAAAGAUUCUGCACCCAAAGAUGCAGUUGGUGUAUUAGGUUCCUAUUUUCCCUGGAUAUCAAAUAAGGGCACAGUUGGAGAGAGGGAGGACAUGGAGAACAGGAAAGCAGAAGGGAUGUGGUUCUGGAAGGGACAGAAUGCUGGAAAGGAAUUGGACUAUAUAGCAGAUUCCCUUCUCCCUUUUGCCUAAAGCCAGGUGGGUAGAUCUAUAGCUAGGGAUGGGAGGGAGAUAAAUCUUAUUCAAUUCACGUUUAAAGCCAAAUCUAUCAAAUUCACAAAACACAGCUGUCCUUCUGAAUUUGCAUGUGUCCAGAUUCUCCAGUCAGUUCUGCAGCCAAACAAUGUUUACAAAAAUGCAUGUAUCAGAGGGGCAGUGUGCAUAAAAAUUGAAUACAUUAGUGAAGAUAACAUAAAAAAUGCAUGUGUUAGUCAAAACUAAAGGCAAAAAUGUGUUUAUUAGGCCCUAAUACACUGACGGACUUUCAUGAGAAUUUUUUUGGAAAAGAUUUUUGCGAAAUGCUGUAUAAAUGUGGGAAACUGAACUUAAGGUGGGGAAAAUGAGAAAGUGAAAUAACUAAAACUGAGCGCUAUUUCCAUCCCUAUCUGUAGCAAAGCAGACUGUGUGGCUAUGGAUUAGGGUGAAGUGGUCGUAGAUUUCCUGCUAUGGCCAGUCCCUCUCCUAGGGACGAGGGAAAAAAUUGAUUCCGUUCGCAUUUAAAGGCAAACUUACUUGAUUCAUACUUUCUGAAACAGUAGGUGAUCUGAAACUCAGCCCUACUUCAGAAUAGUGGCAAGUCUCUAAAUUUUGCAGCUGUCUUUCACCCACAUUUAAUUUAACACACACCUAUAAACAUGAUAAUAGCAUACAAACAUGUGUUACAUUAGUGGAAAUUGCUUCCCCCAAAAAUGUGUGCAUCAAACAAGAUUGCUUACAAAUAUGUGUAUAUGAGCAGAAAUUCACAAUGAAAUGCAGAUGAAUUUUCAUGCGGAUUUUUUUAAAAAAUGCUAACAGAUAUGUAAAUAGGGAGAAUUGAACAUGAGAUUAGAAAAUGUGUCCUUGGACUAUUGUACUGCCUUUUCGGUGGAAGUUGCAUGUAUGCACAGUAUAGAAAACCUCUGAUUCCAAUAUAGCUGACUGCAAUCAUUAUCUGUUGCUCCACCCACUUUUGCCUCCGGCCCCACCCACUCCAUGUAUGCAGGCUUUGGAAGGUUGGCCAAGACGGAAUGUGGUCCUUAGGCUGAAAAAGGUUCCUCACAUUCUUCUUCUUCUUUGGCAAUCACUUGUAGCCAAGUAAGAUUGUCUUCCAUAAACAAGGCUUUAUCAGUGAGUCCAUAAGUGACUGUGGAGGCCAAUUCUGGAUCCACACAUCCUUCCACUGUGGGGGCAUAUGUUUCCGGGCGGGAGU